CGAAAAUCCAAAAGCACUAUAUAUGUCGUCAUUUAACGGACAGCUUAUAUUAAUUACUGCAACUCCAACAAAAGGCACGGGUUGACGACUCACUGCCACAAAGUGAAUUCUAUAUUCGGCGGAUGAUCUGCUGAUACUGAUCGCCAAUUGAGCAAACCUCGAAGAAAGAUGACAAAAGUGGCCGCCUAGUUCUUUGUUUUCUGAUACAUGUUGAUUUAGUUUUCCUCCCUUCCGACUUGGUAAGAAAAUUUUUUUCUUUCCUUUUCUUUCAAUUCUAGUUUUUUCCCAGAGGGUUUGUAACGUCUUUGAAUUUUUCUUGCUUUUACAUCUAUUAUUGAAGCGGUAGUUACGAGUAUAUUCUUAAACCUCGCUAUACUACUCAAUUUAUAUAUUUUUGUAUCCACAAUAACCGCUACUAACUGACCUUUGAAUGUCAAGAUAACAGCGGGAGGCGAUGAUUCUUUGUCGAUUUUCUCGAAUUAAAACGAACUUUAAUCAGCUUUAACCAUUUUUUAUUAUGCAAAAAGAAGACAAUCUUUUUCAUCUAUUAAUCAACACUCUCGCCUGAAGGGCAUAUUGGCUACUAUCCAUCGUACAACUUUGUUUUCUCUGCCAGAUGCUAAAAUGCAUAGCCUUGUCCUUGUACCAAUAUAGUUUAGAACGCACUGGAAUAUACAUCUAUGUUUAUUCCGCACUCCAUUUUGGCCCUUUCAAUUAAUUAAGGAAGAAGAGCUGUUAUUGAAACAAAUCGAUUGUGCUGACCAGAAUGAGCAGCUGAAUAAUUUAAUAUUUAAUUUGUCCAUAAAAAUUAAAUAUAAAAAAACGUAUCAAAUUUACAUAGAUAUAUAGGAAUACUUGAAUUGACCGAAUUUGGCUUAAACUAUACCAUAAUUUGAAAUUAGGUUCUAAAAAUAUUUUUUGUUGUUCCAUGCAGUGCGAUCUCAAAGAAAUGACUUUCGGCUAAAUUUUAAAGUUGGCGCAUUCUCAGUCUCCGACGUCUUGUUCGAUUCAAAAACACGACGUAGGAGCAAAAAAAGAAAAAAAAAAAGGUUUUCCAUUUUAACGUACAAAAUCUGUGAUGUACGACUUUUCGUGUAGUGUUGUUUGUUUAGUGUCGUUUUUUUUUCUUUUUGUUUUUUUAAAUUUAAUAUUUAGUCAUCAGUUGAUGGAUGCGAUUGUUUUAUUUCACUGAACUACAUAAAAAAUAAUAAUUGUUUAAUGUCAUUGAAACUAAACUCGUGCAACUCAUUGAAACUCGUGCAAUUCAGUAGGCUACGUACAUGGCGCAGCGACGAAGAAGGAUCUUUAUUUUAUUUUAUUUUAUUAUUUUGCCACACAAACCAAACGUAGAAAGUAUUUUGUCUUUAGGCGGCUCCAGUAACAGACUACUAUUCGAUCCACUAUUAUAAGAUCAGAAGAUGUCGGCCUAACACUGAUGGUGGCAGUAGUAACAUCAUAGUGCGUUCAAAGUAAAUUGACACAUUUAUAUCCACUGUGGAUCACGACAGCCCCCUUUAGGUUAUUGCUAAAUCUUUGUAAGUGAAAUCAAGAGAGAAUACCCCAUUCUCUCUUGGUGGAAUAUAUUAUAUUACGCCAUUAUAGGAAGAAAAAUACAUGUAUGUCAAAAAACCAAUCGAGUUAUCUUUCUUUCGCCAUCAUGGAUUCUCUCUUGUUGUUAUACAUAUUUUUAAAAUUCAUUCCUCCUUUUACCCUCAACGGGGGGAAACCAGUGGUAGCAUCGCCCAAUGUCGGCUGUUUUCUCAGGCUAGCUCUGUUUUGUUUUGUUUUGUUUUUGUUUUCUUCUAAUAAAACACGCAUGAUAACGAGUGGAAGUCAAUCAUUUUUCCCCAUGUGAGAUUAUCCAGAUUCCAGAAUCUGGAAAAAUUUUUCCUUUUGGAAUCCGGAAUCCUGGGCUUCGGAAUCUGAAAUUCAGCUCAAUGAAUCAGGAAUAUCGCUAACUAUUGGAAUCCAGAAUUCAAGUUCCACUGACAAGGAAUCCGGCCCCUGGAAUCCAAAAUCCAAGACUGUCCUGGAUUUAUUGGCAUAGGGCGAAAAAUCGUUUUAAAUCCAGGGUAGAGGCCCGGGGGGCCCGCCCCCCGUUACUUUUAGACCAAAAUGAGGCUCGAAAGGCCAAAAUAAAUUUCUUUGAGAUCGGGCUCCCACCUUAUCUCAGGGUCUCGAUAUGGUACACAAAUGUUUUAUGAUCAAUAAGGGUGUACGAUAAUUAUUUCUUGCAAGCAUGUAGUCAGUCUGCAGACUUUACUACGUUUCUUUCAGUUGUCGAUACUUCGAUUAAGGGACAUGUUUGGAAAUUUGACAAUUUUGGCAAUAGGCCUUUUGCAUUAGUUGAUAACGAGAUUAACUUUAUGUAAACACAACAAAAGUUCGCUUUUAAAAAACUUUGUUAGCAGGAACUGAAAGAGCAUAUUAAAAUUAGGUAACCUGUAAAUUUUCAGCGCCGUAUAUUUCAAAAGUAGUGAUUGCAACGGCCGCCGAAAACUAGAAGGAUUCGUGUUGGAAAAACAACUCUUGCCAACCAGUCACGCUUAACUGGGUUUCCAUACAGACUGUCAUAAGCAUUUCCUUAAGCAUUAUGGGGCUCAAAUCUCUUUUUUAUUUAUAACAGGCAAUUUGAGCCCUUAGAUGAGUAAGGGAAAGAUUAAGCGACAGUUAAAUUUACAAGGAUUUGUACACAAUACCACUCAAGCGUGACUGACAGGAGUUGUUUUUCUUGUUUUUCAUACAAAUCCUUCCAAUUUUCAGCGGCUGUUGCAGUCGCUCCUUUUAAGAUAUACGGCUGAAAAUUUACAGGGCCGAGUUGUUCAAAGCUGGGUUAAGAUAACCAAGAGUUAGUGCGAGAUUUGAAUUCAGAUUUGAAAGCUUAAAAAGCGUUUCAGUCUUAAUUCUUUUGGUCUACAAGUUAAUGAUUGGAAGCUCUAAAAAUACCGGAGAAAUUAUAUCAGAAAAUGCUUUUGAACACAAGAAAAAAAAAACCGGGUUAAAUUUAACCCCGUGUUAAGCGCUAAUCGGCCUUCGAACAACCGGGCCAGGGUUACUAAAUUGCUCUUUCAGUUCCUGCUAACAAAAUGUUUCAAAAGCGAACUGUUUUCAUGUUUACAGAAAGUAGAUCAAGUGACUAACCAUUGCAAAGGGCCUAUUGCUUUUCUUCUAUUUAUUUACUUAUUUUUGGUCUACCAAUGACUUUAUUAUUGCUCUUUUUCGUAGAAUGAAUUCCAGCAAUCAAACAACAACACCUAUAAAUGACGCCACACUGGCCCCUUUGCACUCAAUAGGAACCAAAUUUGGAUUCACCCUAGCAUACGCAACGAUCUUUUUGAUCGCGCUCUUCGGCAAUUCUGUUGGGCUGUAUGUGGUGAGUGCAAAAGCACCUUCGAAACGAAUUACUUAUCUGCUGAUCAAGAACUUGGCAGUUGCUGACCUAAUUCUAACCCUGACAGUGAUGCCAAACUCUGUUUGGUUCAUGUAUUUCGAUCAUAACCGCUGGUUUGGUGGAACAAUGGGAACUAUCACGUGUAAACUUAUAUUCUAUGCCAUCCCUGUCUCCAUCGCCGCUUCCGUAAUAACAUUGACUAUUAUCUCCAUCGAUCGCUUCUUUGCUAUCUUUUUCCCUUUAAAGCUAACUUUGUUCCACAAACAUAAAACCAUCACUAUGGUUAUAUGGUUCGUCUCAUUACUCGCUGUUACACCAUACCUAUUGUUGUUCAAAGUUAGCAAGCCUGGAGACUAUUAUGUUUGCCAACCCGAAUGGCCAUGGUCCAAGGAUCCCAAGGAAACAUAUCUCGUCAUAAGAGCUUUUCACAUUUUCGGCUUUAUUGCCUUUUAUGCACUUCCACUGUUAAUAACAGCUGUAGUCAACUGCCUCAUUGCACGUAGAGUCUGGUUUCACAAGUAUCCAGGCAAUGCCACCAGUUUCAACAAAACCUUGACAGAAGCAGCGAGGCGAAAAGUCGUCAGAAUGUUAACUAUCAUCGUUGUCGGUUUCGCCCUAUGCUGGUUACCUACCUACGUAAAUCACUACUUCAUGUAUUUUCAGCCAGCUGUUUGGGAAAAGACUCCCAUCGCGAUCUGGAAUUUCAAUUUUUGGCUGGCGCAUGCAAACAGUGCGAUAAAUCCUCUCUUUUACAUCGCUUUAAACAGAAGCUUUCGUAACGCAUUUCUGGAUACUACGGCUGUGCUAUUCGCAUGUCCUAUUCGUGUUGCAAAUCAUUGCAUAGCCUGGUUUGCAGAGGAAUCAUCAGCAUCGUACCUUUCCCAAGAAACGGAACAUGUUGCACGACACAGACAGUGGAAUGGUUUCCGCUCUUCAGGUAGUAGGUCACUUGGUCGAAACGGCACUGGAAGGACCCUUGAAACCAAGCUGUAAUCCUUUAGAGCAAUAAUAACUAUAAUCUCCGUCUAGGUUAUAUCUUAGUUUUAGAUACCUAAGUCAGAAAUACAAUAUCGUUAGCAUAUUGGACUCUUUAGAAAUUUCAAUCACAAGUAUGAUUACACGCCAAAUUGGACGACACGAAGAUCUGUUACCAAUUAAUCAUAGCCAAUGUAUUUUUCAAAAACACUUUUUUGUGGAUGAAUUGUUAAUACCAAAUAUCCCGAAUUAGGAAAAUAUCACUGGUACAGAGUGUAAUCCCACAAUUCGUUCAUUUUGGAAAAUCCCAGUUUGGUAGAGUAAGUGGUUGUUGCUAUGGUUACUGUGAUAAAAAUUCUGUGAUUGGUGGAUUUAGCUGAGUGCACUUGAUAUGACCGGCUGAUGUAACUGUUCAAUCACAAGUGACCGAUUACAACCCUACGCAAUAAUUAGCGAAAAAUAAAGCAGUAAAUGCCUCAAUCAUAUUUCAGGAAAUGCAGUGGUCUGCAUUAAUGGUCUGUUUGAGCAAAAAUGGCUAGUUCUUCGUUUACUGCCUUGUCAAAACAUCGCAAUGUUAUCCAAAGGUAAUUGCUUUUAAGGGUGAAAUUCAAUCAUCUCAGCUUGCAGAGGUCAGCGCUUAGUAAAGAUCAAAAGGACAGUAAAUAUGUGAAACAAUUUCUGAAAAUUUUAUUGGCGACCACUUUACAGAAUUCUUCAUAACUUUAAG
This is a messenger RNA of Porites lobata, 5093 nucleotides long. Lineage: Eukaryota; Metazoa; Cnidaria; Anthozoa; Scleractinia; Poritidae. The record is from the annotation of a GenBank genome assembly.